GGGUUGCGCAGAGUGGAAGGGGGACUAUCUCCGGGUGAUCCGCCCCUCCGUGCAGCGCUCUCGUCCAAAAUCAGCGGCUGUGGCUGGAAGGAAUGGGGCCCGUGUUUCUGAUCUGCAGCCAGUGAGAAGAUGAAGUUUGUUUCCAGCAUGGCUCUGCUCCUUAAAGCAGGACUGCUGUUGCUACUGGCUGCUCGUGUCUGUCAUUCAGUGACUGGAUGCGAUAGACAACUCUACGAGACGGUGAUCAACGAUUUCUGCUUGGAGCAGUUCCAGCUGGAUAUGGGAAGAUUGAAUUCAGGCUUGUGGUGCACCUGGCCAGAAACCAUGGAGAUCUACGAAGGACUGACUAACUGCACCUACCAACUGGCCUUGAGAAUGGACUGCUUCUGGCCCAACAGGGUGGUGGACGGCUUCUUCAUGCAGAUUCACCACAGGUACUUUCACCACUGCCCCUCGACCGGCCGGCUCCUGCGCGAGCCACCCAUCAGCAUCCUUGCACCAUUUAUUGGUGUGUCUGUACUGAUCACCUUGCUCAUGACUGCAGUAGUGGUGUGGAGGAGCAAACGCACACAAGGGAUGCUUUGCUGAACUUGAUCGAAGGACUUGGAGAUGGACUCCUAACAUCAAAUGAUUACCUACCUUUCUGAAUGCCUGCCCUCUCGGACGACGCUACUAUUGACGCCGUCUGGUUGAAGCAAGCAUGGUGGGGUGACCUUUUCUCCAGACCUUGUUAUCAACGCAGACUCGUUAAGCCGGACUGUUUAAUUACCAGCAGAAUGGCAAUCAGGGAGGAGUCAGAGAGCUCUCUGUGGUCGUAGACAUGGAUCAAUGGUCCUCAGGGAGACUUGGUACUCGGCAGCAGGAGACCUUUACACUCGUCAUCCAGGCACGCCAUGAGCGGAUGCAUACAAUUAUGUGCUUGCAUUUUUUUGCUUAAACUUUGGUCUUCAGGGUGCAGCCAGUAGAAUAGCCUUUGAUUCGGAUUUUUUUUUUCAUGCAGUAGUAUACAUUUGCAUAGGAGAAACUCUAAAUAUUCAUAUGAAAUUCAACUUCUGAUUCCAGUUGAUAGGCUCCUGAAUAAAUAAGUUAUUCAUCAGAUGAAAUACACAACUGUAACAAAUACAACAUUUAAACAAAUGCAACAACUUGGUUGCAAAAAGCCAUCGACAUUAAAACUUGCAUGUGAAAUCAGUUUCAUUAUGUUAUUCUUUUAAUCUUGAUUGGCUUUUAGUCAUUCCUUUUCUUUAGGGGCUUUUUUCACUUGGUUAGGAUCAGGGACUGUGUCAUUUAAAGCUCUUGGUUAGGGCCCUAAGCAUAUAUUAUUUGGUAAAAGUGAUCCUAAACAAUCUACAAUUAGAUCCACAAAUAGGAAGAAAACUCACUCACUGAGAUAUAUUGCCAGAUAUUCUGUGACUUUCCAUUG
Girardinichthys multiradiatus is the source of this 1423-nucleotide messenger RNA. RefSeq names its product receptor activity-modifying protein 1-like. Gene Ontology annotation, cellular component: membrane; cell surface; signaling receptor complex. NCBI's taxonomy places the organism in Eukaryota, Metazoa, Chordata, Actinopteri, Cyprinodontiformes, Goodeidae. Bases 130 to 588 code for a protein of 152 amino acids. The record is from RefSeq and is a predicted model, not a curated record. Gene Ontology annotation, molecular function: coreceptor activity. The transcript has 4 exons. Gene Ontology annotation, biological process: regulation of G protein-coupled receptor signaling pathway; calcium ion transport; protein localization to plasma membrane.